GCGAGGACCUCGGUGCCGUUGGGCUUGCACAAUUAGCAUAUUACCACCAUGGCACCUUUCAUUGCGUACUCCAAAGCUUGGUGGGAGCUGCGCAGUCAGGUCUGUAUAUCGCGCUUAUUUGGCGACGCACGGCGGAACAACCCUCGUGGUGCAUGUAUGCACGUUCAAUCUACGCAGGGCGCUUAAUCGAGAACCUCCUCGAUGACGCCCUGCUUGGAUUUCCACUCUCAUGAGCGAUCUGGUCUCCCAUCAUGCGGCCACGACGACGCCAAACCAAGACUCAUCGAUGAGCGGAUGACAUCGUUGGUGAUAGCAAAAUCAAAUUUGAAACCAGCAGGCAACAAGUCUUGCACACUCCCGCUCGACUCUGAGUCGAGCUUCAGGUGCACACAGGACAAGGCAGGGAGUGAGGGAUCCGCUCCUGAUUUACGACUUGCGUGUGGCGCACGCGCACGCGCACGUGCUCGAUCGUGUCUACUCGAUCACACUUCAUGAAGAAUCACGAAUCCCAAAGAUCGUAAGGAUGUCAAAGUAUUUGAAUCAAAUGCUCGGAGGCAGCUCACUGAAUCAGAAUGUCUUGAAAGUCACGCCGAUGGCGUGUUUGGGGCACCUCAACGGUACAUAUACCGCCGGCGUGACGUGCUUGAGGAAAGCGCAACGGCCCACAUGCCGCCCAGGGAGUCGCCUUCUCGCCCCGCUUCAAAAGUGACGGUCGCAAUUAAGCAAUCAAUAUCUGGUUCCCGCUCCUUUGCGGCGUCAACGUUAUCAAUUGCAGGCGUCCGCUCAGCAAUCAAGGACCGCAAUCAAGACUCGUCAAUCACGAAUGUCGCGCAAUCUCUGCGGUCUGAUAAGAGUCGUGUAGGACUCGCAUGGCGUCAUUGAAGCGCUCAUCCCUACUGUUCGUCUGCUUGCAAUCACCAAUCGUGCAUGCGACAAGAGAAAGAGUCGCCGGUGAGGCAUGGACACGCAUGUCAAGAUAGCUUGAUGCAUGGGAGACCUACCCUACGCAGCUUCUGUAGCUAGCACGACUUGCCACACGGACAUGCUCACACUUUCAUCGAUAGCAGCUAUAGGCGAGUAUAGGCAAGCAUGCUAGCAUCUGAUAAGCUUCCGAGUCAAAUGAACAUGCAGCAAGUUUUUUGCUUAUAAAGAGCGAAGGCAGAGAUGUGGACGUUGGGGUCGGUGUAGCCCAAAGUUGCCCUGACUCUGCUACAAAGACCGCCUGCUCCCUUCAGCUUAAUUGUCUUCGAGUCUGGCACUCGAGGCACUCUGCGUUCCCUUUCUCCUCUCCUGAGCUAGCAGCAAUCUUCUUUUCUGCAAAACGUUGCUAUAGAGCCUUUCCGCUCAUCGCUUCCCCGCUUCGGCCCAGGCAGCAAAGCAUCAAGGUGUCACGAUUUGGAUUCGUGGCUUUACCAACAAGCACGUCGCGAGUCUGAGCAAUCUCGAUUGAUACGGUGCUCUUGCGAAACGCGACCCUCGGCAGCCGACAAAGACUCAUCUGCACCUCCUUGUCUGAGUCCUUUCAUUCAGAUUGAAUCUGCUUCUGUCUGGACUGGUGCACAUACCGACAACUGCGUACAUAGCGCU
Molecule: messenger RNA, 1587 nt
Organism: Ceraceosorus bombacis
Lineage: Eukaryota; Fungi; Basidiomycota; Exobasidiomycetes; Ceraceosorales; Ceraceosoraceae
Source: the annotation of a GenBank genome assembly